AUGGACGAGGGUCAAAAGUGUGCUGCUGAAGGAUCCCCCGAAGCUCAAGUCUUCUUAGCUAUUCCUCCUGAAGGUUCCAUUUCUAAAGGUGAACUACAGGCCAAAAAAGCUAGACCCUUCAGUUUCAAAAUUGGCUGCUCACAAGCUGGUAAAAACAAAUGGGUCGACAUGGGAAAGCAAGUUUCAAGAAAGGUUCAACAUGUGGAAGACAAGGUCAAGGAUUUGCUUAUUAGAAUACAAAAUGGAGAGGCAAUUGGCAAAGGUGAUAUUAACUCACUUAAAGCAAGGAAGCUUAUUGUUGCACAGACAUGGAAGGGCUACACGGUGAGAAAAGGGCCUAACUAUGCCCCUAAAAGAAAGAAAGUUGCUACCAAUUUGACGGGUGACUGGAAGGAAUUAGAGUUCAAAGAGUAUAACUUCAAUGCUAAAGGACCACCUGCUGAAGCUGGCCAUCUUCACCCAUUGCUCAAAGCAAGGAUAGGACCAUAUAUUUAUCAACUUCAUUUAGCUUUCAACAAAUGUCAUUUGAUUGUUUAUAUGGAGCUAAAAUUUUUGGGCCUCAUUUUAUAUUCUGGUGAAACAACAAUUGAAGAACAUAUUUCUUCAGAUGGGUGGUGCGUUUUGAGGAGAUGCCAACAAACAAUUUCGUUGAAAGCAGGUAGUUGA
Molecule: messenger RNA, 666 nt
Organism: Durio zibethinus
Lineage: Eukaryota; Viridiplantae; Streptophyta; Magnoliopsida; Malvales; Malvaceae
Source: RefSeq, a predicted model, not a curated record